Canis lupus familiaris (dog) is the source of this 1312-nucleotide messenger RNA. RefSeq names its product netrin-5-like. The transcript has a single exon. The coding region runs from base 15 to 698 and encodes 227 amino acids. The record is from RefSeq and is a predicted model, not a curated record. NCBI's taxonomy places the organism in Eukaryota, Metazoa, Chordata, Mammalia, Carnivora, Canidae.
GCUCUGCUGGGACCAUGCCUGUGAUCUUUGCCCUCUGGCUCCUCCUAAGCCAGGCCACCGCUGACCCAUGUUACCAUCCAGGUGGCCGCCCCCGCUUCUGCCUCCCACCAGUGACCCAGCUGGCUGGCACGGCAGCCUCCUGUCCCCAGACCUGCGCCCUCUCCCUGGGGGCAGACCUCAGCCCCCGGGCCACCUGCAAUGGCAGCCUAACCCUGGCCCUGGGCGGCCCCUUCCUCCUGACGUCCGUCAGCCUGCGCUUCUGCACUCCAGGAUCCCCAGCCCUGGUCCUGUCUGCUGCCUGGGCCAACGGAGGUCCCUGGAGAUCGCUGUGGCGCAGACCUGCCUGGCCUGGGGCCUUGGGGGGCCCUGAGAAGGUGACGUUCCGGGCCCCACCAGGCUCGAAGUCCAGCGUGGUAGUCAGUCACCUCCGUGUGGAGUUUGGGGGUCGGGCAGGGCUGGCGGCGGCCGGAGUGAGGGGCCGCUGCCAGUGCCAUGGCCACGCGGCCCGCUGUGCCGCCCGUGCCCGGCCCCCCCGAUGUCGCUGCCGCCACCACACCACGGGCCUGGGGUGUGAGAGCUGCCGCCCAUCCCAUCGAGACUGGCCCUGGCGGCCUGCCACACCCUGGCACCCCCACCCUUGCCUGCGUGAGUCCUGGGUGCCCCCCUCCUGCCCUCACCCCCCCAUCCGUGCUCCCUGACUCUCUAGCAGCCGGUCCCUGGUCCCUCUCCCUCCCUACAGCGGCUUGCUCCUGGCUUCACCUUGCUUCCUGAGCCAGUCCCCUCUCUGCCUCCCCCACAGCCUCCCACCUGCCUGCCCCAGUUCCUGCUACCCCGACUUCCAGCUGCCCAGUAAGGGGCUCCAGUUUCUGCCCCACACACCAUUUCUAUGCUGCUGCUGCUGCUGCUAUGAAUAACAUUUCCUAAAUGAUUGUGGGGAACUGGGCAGCUGGACCUUUCCUGACUCAUCAAAUCAACAAUAUGGGGGACAUAUUUACUCACUAAGGACAUCACCAAUCACCAGCUAUGUACCAGGCAGGUUUUGUCAUCAGGUCCAUUUUAUAGAUGAGGAGACUGAGUCUAGAGACGAGAGGUCCCUUGCACAAAGACACAUAGCUACAAAGUGUCAGCUCUGGGUCUUGGCUUGUCCCUCCUGCCUAUCAGGUGCCAUCAUGCUACGUGCUCUAGGGUGGCAGACAGGCACAUGGGCUCAGCAGCAAGCCAGCCUGGGCUCAAGUCCCAGCUCCUCUGCUUCCCAGCUAUGUGACCACAGGCAAGUGACUUGACCUCUCUGUGCCUCCACUUCCUUGCUUGU